This is a messenger RNA of Rosa rugosa (rugosa rose), 1006 nucleotides long. RefSeq names its product thylakoid lumenal 16.5 kDa protein, chloroplastic. The transcript is spliced from 4 exons. The coding region runs from base 95 to 739 and encodes 214 amino acids. Gene Ontology annotation, biological process: photosystem II repair. Lineage: Eukaryota; Viridiplantae; Streptophyta; Magnoliopsida; Rosales; Rosaceae. The record is from RefSeq and is a predicted model, not a curated record.
CCUUAUCGUGAAAAUUUCUGUGUCAUUUCCAAUACCUCUGGAUUUUCCCACCAGAAAAUUAAGCUAAAAGAAUCAAUCUUUUUCAAAGAAAGAAAUGGCCACAGCCUCUCUCUCUAGUGCAAACACAUUCCUCUCUGUAACAACAUUAAGUUCUUCCCAGAAAGGUAACACCAGGAGACACUUGACCUUUUGCAAAGCACACAGUGACUCAUCAUCAUCAGCAUCUCCAGCUCUGACCAAGAGAGGCCUCUCCAUCAGCUUUGCCACCAGCCUUGUGUUCUCAGUGGUUGGUGGAGGCUGCUUCAGUUCCAAUGCAGCAAUUCUAGAAGCUGAUGAUGAUGUGGAGCUUAUGGAAAGGGUUAAGAAAGAUAGGCAGAAGAGGCUUGAAAAACAGUUGGUCAUCAGCUCUGCCAAAAAAGAAACAGGAGAUCUACAGGAACUGGUGUUCAGGCUGAGCAAAGUAGGCCAGGCCAUCGAUGGUAACGAUUUGUCUACAGCUAGUUCAGUUCUCGGGGAUACAGAUUGGGUUAAGAAGGCCAAUCUGGCUUUGAACAAGCUGAGCUCUAGUCCUGAAGAGCAGACAGAGGUGGAUGCAUUCAAUUCCUCACUAGCUUCAUUGAUAUCAUCAGUUACAAAGAAUGAUGUAGAGUCCUCCAAACUUGCGUUUGUGUCGUCUGCCAGUGCAAUCGAGAAAUGGACAGCAUUAACCGGGCUAGUUGACCAGCUUAAGGGACUUUAAACAGACAGAGGAUUACUUACUUUCAACUAAUUAAUCUUUCUAUGAGAGGAAAACUGUUAAUCAGCCGUCUCCGUUGAGUUUGGGCUACAACAGAUUUCACCAAGCACUACCAAUUUCGAUUGCAUCAUUCUUUAUACAUUGUUUUGAACCGAACUAGUGGAAUUUCUCGUUUUUGUAUACAUUGCUUACCAGCCUGUGCAAAACUUGGCCAUCAUGGGCAGCUGUAAUACCUAUAGAAUCAAAGAGAUCUCUUACUGGUUGUUGCUA